Messenger RNA from Nicotiana attenuata, 1467 nucleotides. RefSeq lists its product as uncharacterized. The transcript has 7 exons. NCBI's taxonomy places the organism in Eukaryota, Viridiplantae, Streptophyta, Magnoliopsida, Solanales, Solanaceae. The record is from RefSeq and is a predicted model, not a curated record. Bases 1 to 1467 code for a protein of 488 amino acids.
AUGGUUUAUCCUCCUUACUCUAAGAAGGAACUCUUCAGUGGGAGGGUGAAGGCGACUGGUAGAGAAGAUAAAGGUCUCUACAUAUUACCCUCUUGGAGCUCUUUAACUGUCAAUAAGCAUACUGCAGAAACGUCACUAGCAGCCACACAGAAUAAGGAUAUGUUCACUAAGAGAACACCUAAAAAUGUGGAUCUCAAGCUAUGGCACAAAAGACUUGGUCAUGUGUCUUCCUCAGUUCUAAACAAACUAUUUUUAAUAAAGCGGGAGAGCUAUGUUUCUGUUGUAAAAGACUGUUCUUCUGUGUUCCCUGAUACAUCUUCUUCUGCCUUACCACAUAUUACUGAGCAAUGGUAUGCUCAAGAUGCUUCAGCAGGAUCCAACCAGAACUCUACUGCACAUGACUCUUCAGUCUUACCAUAUGCAGCCUCUUCCUCUCCUAGCAGCACUGAAUCAAGUGCAAGCUCAUUACCAACUGCUGCACCACCAAGUGUUGAUGUCUCUCAAGUUGGUUCUCCUGCCCUUAGGAGAUCAGCCAGAGACAAGCAUCCACCAUUAUGGAUGAAGAACUUUGUUUCUCUUCAUGCCAAUCAACACACUCCUUAUGGCCUAACGACCUAUAUGUGCUAUGAUCACUUGUCUCCUCUUUAUCAGGCUUUCAUUGCCUCUUCCUCUUCUGAGGUUGAGCCAGUUUCUUAUGCUGAAGCAAUCAAGGACCACAGAUGGUAUAAAGCAUCUGGUGAAAUUGGCAGGUUCAACGCCAGGCUAGUUGCCAAAGGCUAUAACCAGAGAGAAGGCAUUGACUAUCAGGAGACUUUCUCUCCUGUUGUCAAGAUGGUUACAGUCAGAACAAUUCUUUCCAUUGCUGUUGUGCAACACGGGCACAUUCAUCAAAUGGAUAUACCUGCCUCAGAGCUUUGUGGGUCAGGGGAGCAGCAGAGUCAACAUGACCAUUCUCUGUUCAUAGAAGGAUCAGGAGAUGACCUUGAACUCAUCCUAGUCUAUGUUGAUGAUAUCCAAGCAGGGAAUUUUAAUGCACCAGAGAAAAAAUCACAUCUUGAAGCUGCCGUAAGAGUGGUCAAGUAUGUAAAGAAUCAUCCUGGACAAGGAGUACUUCUUUCAAGUAAAGCAGACAAAAGGAUCAGAGCCUACUCUAAUGCUGAUUGGGCAGCCUAUCCACAUUCUCGCAAAUCUAUAACAGGGAUUCUUGUCAAGUUUAGUGAUUCACUAAUAUCUUGGAAAUCUAAUAAACAAAGCACCAUAUCUAGAAGCUCAGGUGAGUCAGAAUAUAGUAGCCUAGCCUCUACAAAUGCAGAGUUAACAUGGAUUUUGGCGCUAUUCAAAGAAGUUGGAAUAGAGGUGGAACUUUCAGUUGAGGUUCAUAUUGACAGCAAAGCAGCAAUGCAAAUAGCAGCCAAUCCAGUGUUCCAUCAGAGAACCAAGCAUAUAGAGAUUGACUGCACUUUGUAA